Oreochromis aureus is the source of this 7994-nucleotide messenger RNA. RefSeq names its product trinucleotide repeat-containing gene 6B protein-like. The transcript has 21 exons. The coding region runs from base 349 to 6468 and encodes 2039 amino acids. Gene Ontology annotation, biological process: positive regulation of nuclear-transcribed mRNA poly(A) tail shortening; miRNA-mediated post-transcriptional gene silencing. Gene Ontology annotation, molecular function: nucleic acid binding. Lineage: Eukaryota; Metazoa; Chordata; Actinopteri; Cichliformes; Cichlidae. Gene Ontology annotation, cellular component: nucleoplasm; P-body. The record is from RefSeq and is a predicted model, not a curated record.
CUGCCUAAAAACCUCCACACAGAAGCAAAAUGGCCGAUAGUAAACUAACCGAUCACAGAGCGUCUGACAGUAAUCAAGGGGUUAUGCAUGUUUUGUUUACAGCUUGAGAGCUACAGUCGCGCAAAAAAGGAUACUCGCCUUUCUUCAGUUUUUCUACGAUUAACAUUUCGCCUUUCGGUGAUGUCAUUUCUUAUUCAAUUUAGCCUUGAAAGCCUCGAAGAACUAGCUCGCUAGGCUAGCUACCUUGCUAACCUGCUAGCGGUAGGUCUGCAAGAAUUUUUGCACAGAAGCACUUUAUGUCCUGCGUGAUUCCCGAGACAGGAGAAUCAAGAAGGGGAACAGUAGUUCAUGGAAGACAAGAAAAAGAAGAAAGAAGAUAAAAAGAAAAGGGAAACCUCUCAGAAGGUGCCAGAACAAAAAAUCAAAGUGCCAGAAUCAGCCAAGCCCACCUGUUCCCAGCCACCUGUCACCCCAGGCUCAGUGUCCCCCAGCCCUGGCCCUGUUGCCCCCUCAUCCCCCAGUCCUGGUGCAGCUGGGGGUUCUGCCCAAGUUCCUCCUGGUGGUGGGAACAAUGCAAAGCAGCGGACUGCUGUGGCCAACGGACAGCCCUCCACCUCACCCUCUGGAAGUCAGACCACCCAGCAGCAGCGAUACAUGUCUCGCGAGGUUCCACCAAGAUUUCGCUGCCAGCAGGACCACAAAGUGCUACUGAAGAGGGGCCAGCCACCGCUGUCCUCCAUGCUGCUGGGUGGGGGUGGAGGUGGAGGUGGAGGUGGAGGUGAGGGGGGCUCUGGAGGGGCUGGAGGAGGCAGCGGCUGGGGGGCCGCCCCACCUCUUCCCUCACAGGGAGCAGAUAACCCCAAUGCAAACACAGCUGGAGGCACAGAUUCCAACCUGGGUUCAUCUUCCCCUUCACCACCAAACUCCUCCUCAUCCUCAUUAUGUGUCGCUGCUCCGUCGUCUUCUACUACUACUACUUCAACUUAUGCAAAUUCCACAUGGGGGGCAGGCUCUGGCAGCCAGUCCUCUUCUCAGGGCUGCGGGAAGGUGUUUGUGGAUGGGACUGACCUGGAGGACUGGCCUACCAUUAUAGGGGGGGCCAAAGUGAGUUCCGAUGGGGCUGGAGGAGGGGUGCAGGACUGCCCCGGAAACAACAACAGUAGUGCCUCAUGGAGUGAGAUAAGCAUCCAGCAGAAGGGAGGAGCAGGGAACAUGGACAAUCCUUCCCCCCCUCGUUCUUCUCCUCUAUCCUCCACUUCCUCACUAAACGAAUGUGUUCAGUCAAGUGGUGGUGGUGGUGGUGGCGGCAGUGGUGUAUGGGUCUCUCCCACCUCAUCUCAGGUGGAUGCGGGGCUAGGAUUAGCAGCAUUUUACAAUUCCAAAGUCUCCCAUCUUCUUCCUAGCCCUCAGGAGAGCAGCAGCAGCAGCAGUGUCCCUGGUGCCAAUUUCAACCCUGACAUGAACCCCUCCGCUUGGCCCGCCCUGGUGCAGAGUGGGACAUCAACUUCGGCUGGGGACAGUGCUCCACUACACUCAUCCGUUACUUCAUCUUCCUCAUGUUCCGCCAACACCACCCUCAUCACCACUCACACUUUUUCAUCUGUGAAUCAAACUGAUCUUUAUCAGCAGCACACUGAAACAGCUGCAGGAGCCAGGAGUGGAGAACAGCAGGAGCAGCACUUAGGAAACCCAGGACAGGAGCUGGGUUCAGGCGGGGCGGCACGAGAAGCAGGACCAAAUCUAGAAGGUGGCAGUGAGGGGGAUUGUGGGGCUGCUAGUGAAGGAGAAGGGAGCAGUAAUCUUUCUGGCUCUACGUCUUCCUCCUCUGCCAGCUCUUCUUGGAGAUCCAUACCCCCAGUGUCCACUGACCUCAGUGCAGGGGCCUCACAGGCAGAUGGGUGGGGUGGAGGAGGGAGUGGAGCUCAGGGGCAGGAAGGGAAUGUUUGGGGCUCUAGUACCCCAGGUAACAAGACAGGGUGGGGCAGAGGAAAUGGUGGUGGUUCAACUACCCCAGUGGUAUCUCAGGGACCGUGGGAAGGAAGCAGUUCAGAUGCAGAGUGGGGUGAAACUGCAGGAAGUGCAAGUUCAAGUAAUUUAGCAAUAGCCAGUGGAAGAGGAGAAGAGGGGAGCAGCAUCAGCAGUAGUGCAGGCAGCCUUGGUGUUGUUGGCAGCAGUUUGGAGGAUUCUUCCUCACCAAAGUUUGCAACUAUGACAAAAGCAUGGGACAAUCAGAAAGGGAUGGAUACUGGGGACGGGGCAGUUAUGGAAUGGGGUGGAGGCACCGGAGGUGAAGGACCAUCCUCUAGUGGAGGAGGAUCCAUAGCUGGAAGUGGUGGAGGAGGGAGUGGUAGCGAACAGAAACAAGAGAGUUCCUCAUCUGCGCGCCAACACUCCCAUCAGACCUCCAAUGCUGAAGUGGCCUUACUUAGCUUGCUCAAUCGGCCUGACCUGGACCCCAAGGUUCUGUCAAACACGGGCUGGGGGCAGACCCAGAUUCGACAGAAUGUGGCCUGGGACCUGGACACCACGUCAGGAGUCGGAAACAGAAAUGAAAGAAACACUUCAUCUUCCUCUGCGUUUUCAUCAGCAACCAUGAACACUACCACUAGUCGCAGUCCUAGGUACCCAUCUAACACUGGUUCAGUAACUAAUGAUACAUCUGGUGGCAGCCACGCAACUAGCCUGAACUCUACAGCAAGGGAUGGCUGGGAUGGUGGCACUACAAAGUCCACCUGUGGUCCUCAUAUGCCAAGUAGCACUAUACGGAAGCUGGGAUCACCAGAAGAAGAUCUAGAGGGCAGCCAGGGGAAGGCAGCUGGAGGCUGGGGUGAUCGCCCACCUGAAAGCCAGGGCAAAGCAUGGGGGGCUGAAGAACAACAAUGGGGGGAUCAAAGAGGAGGUAACUGGAGAGACAUAGGAGAACAGGGUAGUGGGUGGACAGAUGGUCCAGAAGAUAAAGGAACAGGGGGGUGGAAAGGAGGUGGAAGAGGGGAGACAAGUGGUUGGGGGGGAGGAGGAGACUGGAGACAGAGAGAUUCUACACCUGGAGGUGGGUGGGGAGAUGGGCGAAGUAGAGGUGGGAGCAACUCUGAUGAGGGAUCUUCCUGGGGUGCAUCGGACGAAGGAGGGUCUCAGCGAGGAGGAUGGGGAGAUGUGGGUGGCGUCAAAGCCCACCCGGACUGGGGGAGUACAAAGCCCCACACAGCAGCAGCACAGAUACCAAACAGCCAAGCGACACCAAUGAAAGCCCCAAAUCAGCAGCAGCACCAAUCACAGGGUCAGCAACCACCAGGAGGUUCCAUACAAGGAGGGUGGAACAGCCGGCCAAAUGUUGGAGGUGGACCUCCACCUUCCAAGAAUCAGAACCAAAGUUCAGGCUGGACCUCUGGCCCGAUUCCCCAAAUCUCCGGAGGUGGCAGUGGUGACACCCUGGAACCCAGCGGCUGGGAAGAGCCCUCCCCUCAGUCCAUCAGCCGCAAAAUGGAAAUUGACGAUGGCACGUCAGCCUGGGGAGACCCGAACCGCUACAACACCAAGAACGUGAACUUGUGGGACAAGAACAGUGCAAUUCCAGGCCAGAGCCACAGUCAGCAGGCCCCACCACCAUCCAUGCAGCAACAACCACCUAGAAGACAACAGGGGAUGCAGUCCAGCAGCACAACUCCUGGCAAUGGCGCCGUGGGUGCAGGCAUGUGGGGAGGAGGUGUACAAACUGUGGAUAAUGGUACUGCAGCUUGGGGUCAGGCUUCAGAUGCAACAUCAGGUUGGGGUGAUCCAGAUGAACCUGGUAAAGCUUCUGGCUGGGGGAAUCCUUCACCCAACCCUGGUAAACCUGGUGCCAAGUCGAUUGAAAGCUGGAUUGGAAAAGGAGACUCUAUUUCAGCUUCCCGUCAUCCCAGCUGGGAUGAGGAAGAAGAUGGUGGUGGUGGAGCCUGGAACAGCACGGGCUCCCAGGGAAGCAGCUCUUCCUUCAACUCUGGAGGCUGGGGUCAGACACAUGGGGGGAAAAGAGGAAACAUGAAGGCUGGAGGAGGGGACAGUUGGAUGAACCCAGUGUCACGCCAGUUUUCAAAUAUGGGCAUUCUGGAUGAUCCAGGUGUCGACAAAAAAAUGGAAGGAGACAAGAGAGGAAUAACUGACUAUAAUGGAGAAAUGCGGAGGGGAGGGAGAGGUGGAGGUGGUUACCGCAUGCCUAGUUCCAAAGAUAUGGGCCCUGUUGACAUGGGGCCCUAUGGUGAAAAGAUGGGUGGCCACGGAGUGUUUGUCAGUGGCGGUGGAGGGAUGUCUCAGCCCCGAGGGAUGCACCAGCCUGGCAUGCAUUCGAUGAACCCCUCCCAGGGGUUACGUGCACAAGUGCCUCAUCAGUUCCUGUCUGCUCAGGUGCCGGGUCCUAUGCUGAAGCAGAUGCCCUCACCUGGUGGAAGUGUGGGUGGUGUAGUUGGAGGAGUAGGAGGUGUUGGUGGUGUUGGAAGUGUCGGAGGGGUUGGUGGAGGCGUGUUCCCUCCCCAGAUUUCCCCACAGCAGCUAGCAAUGCUCAGCAACAUUUACCCCCCCAUGCAGCAGUUCCAUCUGGCUUGUCAGUUCCUGCUACAACAACAACAACAGCAGCAGCAGCAGCAACAGCAGCAACAGUUUCUGCAGAACCAGAGGAAGUUCCCUCAGCCUCAGCCUCUCAGGCAGCAGCCAGACCCACAGCAGCUGGCGAGGAUUAUGGCUAUUCUGCAGCAACAGAGACAGCAUCAGCAGGGUGGAGUUGGAGGAGCAGCACCAGGAGGGAGUUCCAAACUGUCCCCCUCUCACCUGGGAGGAGGCCUAUCCAAACAGGCCAUGGUAGACCCUGUUCCACAUCCUGGAAUUGGGGGAACCUUAUCAGACCUUCACACCAAAACACCAGGGAUGUACUCUGGGCUUACUCCUGGAAGUAACCUGUCAGGACUGGAGCUCGGGCCCAUGAUGGGAGGGAUGAAGGAUCUAGGAGGACAGCAGUCCCGCUUUAAAUGGAUGAUGGAGGGACACUCUCCAGCUCCCUCUCCCCCCGACUCAACCAUUCACAAGAACGGCCCUUUACCCAGUGCUGUAAAGGUUAGAGGAGGGUCUCCUUACUCCCAGUAUGAAAUGCUGGGCAGUGAUGGUUUGGGGAUUCCCCCUCAGGGCUCUACAGACAGCUGGCACCGGACCCCUGGUAGUAAAAUGGGGAACAAAUCUGCCACAUCAAGCUGGCCUCCAGAAUUCCAGCCCGGUGUGCCCUGGAAGGGCAUACAGAACAGUGGAGACCCAGAGUCUGAUCCUUAUAUGACCCCUGGUAGUGUCCUUGGCUCCCCAGGAUCCCCAAGCCUCAACGACUCUGACCACCAGUUACUGCGAGACAACAUAGGGCCAAAUCCUUCUCUCAACACCUCGCUGCCUUCACCUGGUGCCUGGCCCUACAGUGCCUCAGAAAGCCCCCUCAGCAAUGCACACAGCACAGGAAAGUACUCUGAUUACAAGCCCAGCUGGCCUCCAGAGCCCAUUGGACAGAACAAGUUGUGGAAGACCAGUCGCAACAGCUCCCAGCUGCCACGCCCCCCUCCUGGCCUAACCAAUCAGAAGCAAGCCUCACCCUCGCCAUGGGGUACUGGUGGCCCUCGGUUGGCCCGGAGCUGGGGAGGGGGUGGGAUUAAUCAAGAGUCAAGAUUUGGGCAAGGCUCAGCUUGGAGUGAUGGUGCGGCCUCCAGAGGCAGCUGUUGGUUGCUGUUAAGCAACCUGACCCCUCAGAUUGAUGGCUCCACGCUGAGGACCAUCUGUAUGCAGCAUGGCCCCCUGCUGACCUUCCACCUUGGCCUGACCCAGGGCACCGCUCUGAUUCGUUACAGCACCCGGCAGGAAGCAGCCAAGGCCCAGGGUGCACUGCACAUGUGUGUCCUGGGCAACACCACGAUCCUGGCGGAGUUUGUGAGCGAAGAAGAAGUUGCUCGCUAUGUUGCACAUUCCCAGGCCGGAGGGGCAGAGGGAGCCAGCUCAGGAGGGGCAGCGGCCGGUGGGGCACAGGGUUCAUCCGGAACAGGCACAACUGUGGUGGCCAGCAGUGGAGGAAGUUCUCCGGGGAGCGAGCGGGCAGCUGUGGGGGCAACUUCGGGUGGAAACGGAAAUGGCAGUGGAGGAGAGAGUGGAGCAGCGGUUCUAGCUGGAGUUAGGUCCUCUGGCUCUGGCUGGCAGAGUCUUGAUGGUACAGGUAGUUCUUCAGAGACCUCCUCAGCCCAAGGACCCGGGCUGGGGAUAUUUUCCCAGUGGAGCACCAACGGGGCUGGGGAGGGAGGAGGUGUUGGGGGAGUAGAGUCUGGGAGGUCUGGGCUUUGGGGAGGCAUGACUGCAGGAUACCCCAGCAGCAGCCUGUGGGGGGCACCGCAGAUGGAGGAAAGGCACCAAAUGGACAGCCCUGCUGGAUUGUUGCCCGGCGACCUGCUGGGGGGAGGAACCGAUUCCAUCUGAGGAUUUUCCCCCUGCUUCCAUUUGUACGUGUAGGUUUGGACACACUGAUACAGCAUACACUGGGAUUCAUAUGUACUUACUAUGGCACACGCGCGCACACACACACACACACACACACACACGCAUUACAUGGUAUGCAUAUAAAUGUACUACACAUAUACACACGUGUGCAUACGUAUACGUAGUAUGCAUAUUUAUGUGCACACACAAAGCAGAAAUGUGAGACAUGCUUACACACAUUCUCGUGGCCAGACUUAAGCUAUUAUAUAAAACAAAUGCAGGGACUGUUAGAUGUGUAUACAGCCUUUUUUCCACAGAUGAAGAUUUCAACUGCUUAGACUUGAAUCCUGAAAAAAAAAGAAUGAAAAGUCAGUUGGUCUGAAAGACUUGACUGGAUUGCAAUGUGCUUAGUAAAUAGGUGACUUUUCAGCAGAUUUACAUACACAUGCACACACCAAAUACAGAGAAGCCUUCAGACAGAUAGGCACUGUAAACAGCAUUACCUUCAUCGUAAAAGAGAACUUAAAACUACUACAUGAUGUGAGGUUUAAAGUGCAGUUUGUAUUCACAUCCCCUUAAAGAUGGAGAUCGAAUCCAAACACAUGCAAACAGCUCUGAUUGACAGCAGAACUGUAUCUUACUGUGUAUGUUAAGUUUGUUUUCUGUUUUGUUUUUGUUUGUAUGGUUUUAAUUUUUAAACAGUGAAAAUACUGAAAAAUGUCAUUGUUCUGUUUUCAAAAUGCUGACCUCCUACUGUUGUAUCUCACGCACUCUUUUUCUCUGUUAUUCUCUCUUGAACAUGGUUGUUACUGUUGCAGUGAUAAAUGUUAAAUUGCAGGCAGUUUGAGGCUAUGAUGCAUUUCUCCAUGUGUUGAUACUGUGUGCACGCGUAGUGUCGUACACACUGAGCGUGAGUGAGACUGAGACCAAGUAAGUGGAUUAACCACCGCAGUUGUCAUGCGUGAGUGUGCGCGCGAGCGUGUGCGUGAAUGUGAGGAUGAUGUGUGUGCAUGUUAAUGCCUGUCAUAAUGUGGGCAAGGCUGCUUACUUAUACAGAAGGUCUAUACAAAAAUGUUUUUGAGUGCAUUCAGUAUACUGCUGACUGUGUGUUAAGAAAUAUUCGCACUAAUGCUUUUCUCUCUCAUUUGAAGUUGUUUUGUUUUUUUUUUGUUUUUUAAAGCAGACUUGUCUUUUUUUAUUGUCCGACCUGCAAUAAUAAAAAAGAACAUUUUAAUGACACAAAGAGCUGAAGGCAUACGCGUCGAGGAAAAUAAAAAAACGGACAUGCCAAAAUCUUAUCAAACUGUGUGGAGCGGGAGGGAGGGGUGGGAUGGGUUGUUUACAGAUGCAGAGUAAGCGUUACCGUACGUUUUUAAUGUUCUGUUGUUGUGUAUUCGUUUUAAAUUAAGACAGGCUUUAACACUCCUGUUCAGUGUUUUCGUUUUGAGAUUUUACAAAUAAAAAAAAAAAUUUAUUUAAACAAAAUGAGAACAAGAUUAAUAAAGAUGAAAGUAUUGGCUUCUAAA